Peromyscus californicus insignis is the source of this 990-nucleotide messenger RNA. RefSeq names its product homeobox protein Hox-A7-like. NCBI's taxonomy places the organism in Eukaryota, Metazoa, Chordata, Mammalia, Rodentia, Cricetidae. The record is from RefSeq and is a predicted model, not a curated record. Gene Ontology annotation, molecular function: RNA polymerase II cis-regulatory region sequence-specific DNA binding; DNA-binding transcription factor activity, RNA polymerase II-specific. Gene Ontology annotation, biological process: anterior/posterior pattern specification; regulation of transcription by RNA polymerase II. Gene Ontology annotation, cellular component: nucleus.
AUGAGUUCUUCGUAUUAUGUGAACGCGCUUUUUAGCAAAUAUACGGCGGGGGCUUCUCUCUUCCAAAAUGCCGAGCCGACUUCUUGCUCCUUUGCACCCAACUCGCAGAGAAGCGGCUACGGGCCGGGCGCCGGCGCCUUCGCCUCCACCGUGCCGGGCUUAUACAAUGUCAACAGCCCCCUCUAUCAGAGCCCCUUCGUCGGCUAUGGCCUGGGCGCCGACGCCUACAACCUGCCCUGCGCCUCCUACGACCAAAACAUCCCCGGGCUCUGCAGUGACCUCGCCAAAGGCGCCUGCGACAAGGCGGACGAGGGCGUGCUGCACGGCCCGGCCGAGGCCAGUUUCCGCAUCUACCCCUGGAUGCGCAGUUCAGGACCCGAUAGGAAGCGGGGACGCCAGACCUACACACGCUACCAGACGCUGGAGCUGGAGAAGGAAUUCCACUUCAACCGCUACCUGACGCGGCGCCGCCGCAUCGAGAUCGCCCACGCGCUCUGCCUCACCGAGCGCCAGAUCAAGAUCUGGUUCCAGAAUCGGCGCAUGAAGUGGAAGAAAGAGCAUAAAGAUGAGAGCCAGGCUCCUCCUGCGGCCCCCGAAGACGCCGCCGUGCCCUCCAGAGUCUCCACGGCAGCUGCUGACAAGGCCGAGGAGGAGGACGAGGAGGAGGAGGAGGAGGAGAAGAGGAAGAAGAGGAAUAAAGGGCCAGGCACAGGGCCCUGGCUGCACAGGACAGGCCGCUGGCUGCCUGGCUGUGGCUGCCUGGGGCGGAUUAUUUAUUGCGACCGUGCUGGGAGCUCGCUGCUGCCACGCUGUGGCCGUCCCCGGGACCGGCGCCAGCAGCGACCCGCCUCUUCGAGCCUGGCGCGACUGCUGUACCGGCCCCUCAGAGAUCCCCCAGAAGCAGGGGAAGGGGGGCACAAAGGGGGACGUGAGGGGCAGUCUCCCGGGGUCUGUUUGGCUGUGAAACCUCCCUGCUUCGGCUACCCAUGA